UACCAAGCUUCGCACACCUCGUACCGCUUCUUCGUCGUGUUCCCCUCCUCUGCACAUCGCGUCCACAAUGACGACUUCCACAACCACAACGGCGACGCUGCCAGACUUGAGCUCGUCAUCUCUUUCGUCGCUCCACCUCAACUACCCUUCGACGACGUACGGUUCCGUCUCUUCGCGGUCCAUCGCAAAGGUCUCUGUGCAUCCAGCUGCCCUCUUCUCCAUCUUGGACCACUACCUGCGCAGGAACGACCCUGAACCCACAUCGACCGAAGACCCUUCUUCCUCUUCCUCCGAUGAGAAGAAGGACGCUUCUUCCUCUCCUAGCAAUGUUCAGCCUUCUCGAGUCAUUGGAACUUUGCUGGGUGUUCACAAUGAGAACGAGGUAGAGAUUCGAAGCUGCUUUGCCGUCCCUCACAAUGAGAGCGAGGAGCAGGUGCAGCUGGACAUUGAUUACCACAAGGGAAUGAUCGACCUGCACCAGAAGGUCAACCCAGAGGAGGUCAUCGUCGGAUGGUAUGCAACCUCUCCCAACCUCAAUGCCUACUCUGCUCUGUUGCAAGACUUCUUCACAAAAGAGUCCGCCCCUCACCAAGCAGUCCACCUCACAAUCGAUACCGACCUGCGUACCCCCUCUGCUUCGUCCUCUACCGAGCCCCUAGGCGUAAAGGCCUACGUCUCCUCUCCUCUCGGCCUGACUCCCAAGACGGAGAAUUCCGUCUUCUUGCCUCUGCCCGUGACUCUACUCUCGAACCCAACAGAGCGUCCUGCCCUCUCUCUGCUGGCCUCGCAGACUUCCUCCAGCCCUCAAGCAGGCAACUCCCUCACCGCUGCCGGUCAGGUCCUGCCAGACUUGACCGCUCUCACUUCUGCUCUGCAGCAGAUCCAAUCUCAGCUGCGUCGCGUCCUCGUCUACGUGCGAGACGUGCUGGACGGAAAAGUGCAGGGGGACGAAGUGGUAGGCAGGUACCUCCUAGACACUAUUGCCCGCAUUCCCGUUGGAGCUAGCAGCAGUAGUGGAGCCCCUGCAGGUGCAGAAGGCAAGGAUGUGGGUGAAGUGUGGAACAGCUGUCUGCAGGAUGUACUCAUGGUUAGCUACCUCUCGAAUAUCGUUAGGGCACAAGCCGAGGUCGCUGGCAGGCUCUCGCUGCUCUCGUAGGGAACUCAGCAGAUAGAAGGCGGGAGAGGAUAUUGCGGCUAGGUGGAAGCGGAGCAGCCUUUGCAGGCGAUGACCAGAAGGCGAGACGAGACGAGCGACGUCUCUCUGUGGAUCAGCUGGUGCGUUGAGGAAUGGACAUCGGUCUGGGCAGAGGAGCUAGUCUGUUUCGACGCACACACAUGUCAUGCUUCUUGUCACAUUCUCUUGCUUGACUCCACAAUCGUACAUUCUGUGACAUCAC
Microstroma glucosiphilum is the source of this 1397-nucleotide messenger RNA. RefSeq names its product Mov34-domain-containing protein. NCBI's taxonomy places the organism in Eukaryota, Fungi, Basidiomycota, Exobasidiomycetes, Microstromatales, Microstromataceae. The transcript is spliced from 2 exons. Gene Ontology annotation, cellular component: eukaryotic translation initiation factor 3 complex, eIF3m. Gene Ontology annotation, biological process: translational initiation. Bases 68 to 1156 code for a protein of 362 amino acids. Gene Ontology annotation, molecular function: metallopeptidase activity; translation initiation factor binding; translation initiation factor activity. The record is from RefSeq and is a predicted model, not a curated record.